CCUUUUCCACCACUGACGCUCCCUCUCUUCUUCUCCCAUCUCCAAUCCAACAUCGCCUGCCUGCCUGUCGAUCCCACACCACCCACUCCUCACCACCCUUCCUCAUCAACCUUCCUCACCACCCUUCCUCACUCCUCACCAACCUCACUACCACUACCAGCACCAUGUGCGGCCGCGGCCCUCAUCGUCGUCAUCACCAUCACCACCACCACCACCACCAUCGCCCAGGUGUGGGUGCGUUUGUGGCUGGCGCCAUGGUUGGAUCGGCCGUCCGUGCAGCCACCCGCCCAGCACACCAGCGCCACGUCGUCGUGCACAGGACGGUGGUGCAGCAGCAGCCAGCGCCCCCGCCACCUGCCCAGUAUGCUCCCGGCCCGUACGCUCCCCAGCCGCAGUACCCAGCAUACCCACAGCCCCCACAGCAGCAGCACCAGCAGUAUGCCCCGCCACCGGCUUACCCGCAGUACCCACCACAACAGCACCAGCACCAGCACCAGCAACCCCCGCCACCGGCCUCACACGCCUAUCCACCAGCACAGGCACCGCCGGCCCAGCACCAGGCGCCUUACGCCCCGCCCCCUGCUAGCCAGCACCAGGCGCCUUAUGCCCCGCCACCGCCAGCCCACGGUACAAGCCCAUAUGCGCCCCCACCAGCCACGUCUUCCCCAUACGGGCAGCCGCCACAGCAGCACCACCAGCAGCCACCACAGCAUCCUCCACAGUACCAACAGCAGCCGCCACAGGCCGGCCCAUACGCCCAGAAGGGGCCCUACGGCUGAAAACACCCGCGCCUCACCAUCCUAGUACUGCGUGAUCCAUCCAUUGUCAUGACUACUAACUUGCAGUGUUUAUGACCUUGCGCCAUCGCGCGCAUGUAUGGUGUUUCUCAUUCCAUUUCGUGUUUGCAUCAAAUUCGCCUUCGUGCGCGUUCACAUGCGACGCCCACUGUAUCCUGUUGCCCCUGUUUCAUAGUCGCACAUAGUCACGCGUGCUUUGCUUCAUUCUUCCCAUCCAUCUUGUUGACUGGCGGUUGCCCGCCAGCUUUCCUUU
Messenger RNA from Salpingoeca rosetta, 1050 nucleotides. RefSeq lists its product as uncharacterized. The record is from RefSeq and is a predicted model, not a curated record. Lineage: Eukaryota; Choanoflagellata; Craspedida; Salpingoecidae. The transcript has a single exon. Bases 165 to 779 code for a protein of 204 amino acids.